Balearica regulorum gibbericeps (East African grey crowned-crane) is the source of this 3429-nucleotide messenger RNA. It is a transcript of the gene GUCY2C, whose product is annotated as guanylate cyclase 2C. Gene Ontology annotation, cellular component: plasma membrane. Gene Ontology annotation, molecular function: adenylate cyclase activity; ATP binding; guanylate cyclase activity. NCBI's taxonomy places the organism in Eukaryota, Metazoa, Chordata, Aves, Gruiformes, Gruidae. Gene Ontology annotation, biological process: protein phosphorylation; cGMP biosynthetic process; receptor guanylyl cyclase signaling pathway. The record is from RefSeq and is a predicted model, not a curated record.
AUGAAGGAACGGAUGUUGGGUCUGGCCCUUUGGCCUUUGCUUUUCUCACUCCAGCUGCAGCAGCAAGUUGUUUCAAAUGAGUGUAGCAACAACAAUUAUGUGAUCAAUGUGAUGCUCAUGAAUUACUCGGACUUUCCAUCAAGUACUAAUAAUUUGAAAUUAGCUGUGAAACAAGCCUUGGAAAGGGUACAAAAUGAAUUCAAGAUGACAGGAGAAAAUGUUACAGUCAAUGCCACCUUCCAUACCUUUACCUCAUCACUCUAUGUCUCACAAGGCUGUCGUACCAGCACCUGUGAAGGUGUGGAGCUCUUCAAGGAAAUUUAUAAUAGUGGCACGCUUGGCUGUGUUGUCAUAGGACCCGCUUGCACUUAUGCCACCUACCAAAUGGUCUCAGUUGAAACAAUACUGAGCCUGCCUCUGAUCUCUGUAGGGAGUUUUGGACUGUCCUGUGACUACAAAGUAAACCUAACCCGCCUUCUGACCCCAGCCAGAAAGGUGAAUGAAUUCUUCUAUUAUUUUUGGAGAGAAUCUCAGCUGCCAUUCAAAACCACAACCUGGGAAUCUACCUACAUUUACAAGAGGAAUGAAAACUCGGAGGCAUGCCUCUGGUACAUGAAUGCGCUAGAUGCUGGAAUCACACAGUUCUCUGAAAAACUGAAGAUCAAGGAGAUUUUAAGGACUCCGGAGCAGCUUAGAAAAACUGUGAAAGAUCCAAACCGGAAAAGCAAUGUGAUCAUCAUGUGUGGCUCUCCAGCUGACGUCAGCACAGACCUAGGGAUGGCAGAAGUGGAUAAGGACAUUGUUAUCAUCCUGAUAGAUCUCUUCAAUAACACAUACUUCAGGAACAACAACUCAGCCCAUUACAUGCAGAAUGUACUUGUCCUGACUCUACCACCGGCUAAUUACAGCUUGAAUACCAUAAAGACUGAGGAUGCCAUCCUGAUGGAAGAUGACUUUGUUGUUGGCUAUUUUAAUGCAGUCUUGCUGUUUGGACAUAUUCUGAAGAAAUUUAUCUUCUCCCAGAAGCCAGUGUCACCUCUCAGUUUCAUCAAUGAAUUCCGAAAUACCACUUUUGAAGGUGUACUGGGUCCUGUGACCUUAGAUGAAUUUGGAGACAUUGAUACCAAUUUGACCCUGCUGUAUACAUCUUCAAAUCAUUUCCACACUCUUCUGUAUUUCAACACUCAAAAGAACAAGACACACAUGACGACUACCAGUCCGGAUUUUGUCUGGAAGAACCACAAGCUGCCCAGUGAUACUCCAGGCACUGGCCCACACAUAUUGACCAUUGCUGUCUUUACACUCACAGGAAUUGUGGUUCUGGUUCUGAUCAUCUCUUUGCUGAUUCUAAGGAAGUACAGGAGAGAUAAUGAGCGUCGGUGGAAGAAAUGGUCCCAUAUACCGCCUGAGGAAAUUUUGCCUCUGGAGACCGGUGAGACAAGUCAUGUUAGUUUGAAGAUCGAUGAAGAUAAGAGACGUGACACCAUUCAGAGGCUGCGCCAAGGCAAAUAUGACAAGAAGGUGGUGAUCCUAAAGGAUCUCAAAAACAAUGAUGGUAAUUUCUCAGAGAAGCAAAAAAUAGAACUGAACAAGCUCCUACAGAUUGAUUAUUACAACCUGACCAAGUUCUAUGGCACUGUGAAGAUAGACACCAUGAUCUUUGCGGUGAUUGAGUACUGCGAAAGAGGUUCUCUGCGGGAUGUUUUAAAUGAUAAAAUCUCCUACCCUGACGGCACAUUCAUGGAUUGGGAAUUUAAAAUCUCCGUCAUGUACGAUAUUGCCAAGGGGAUGUCUUACCUGCACUCAAGCAAAACCGAAGUCCAUGGUCGACUCAAAUCCACAAACUGUGUAGUGGACAAUCGCAUGGUAGUGAAGAUCACUGAUUUUGGCUGUAAUUCAAUUCUGCCUCCAAGGAAAGACCUGUGGACAGCUCCUGAGCAUCUCCGUCAUGCUGAUGUUUCUCAGAAGGGUGAUGUGUACAGCUACGGGAUCAUUGCUCAGGAAAUCAUCCUACGCAGGGAGACCUUUUACACUGGACACUGCCGGGACAACAAAGAGAAACUUUACAGAGUGGAGAGUGGCAAAGGAGUGAAGCCUUUCCGACCAGACUUGUCCUUGGAAACAGUGGGAGAAAGAGAGAUGGAAGUGUAUACACUAGUGAAGAGCUGCUGGGAGGAAGAUCCAGAGAAAAGGCCUGACUUUAAGAAAAUUGAGAGUACUCUGGCUAAAAUAUUCGGUAACUGCCAUGGCCAGACCAAUGAAAGCUACAUGGACACCCUGAUCCGGCGUCUACAGCUGUAUUCCCGGAACCUGGAGCACCUGGUGGAGGAAAGGACAGAGCUAUACAAAGCAGAGCGAGACAGAGCAGACAGGCUUAAUUUCAUGUUACUUCCAAGGCCAGUAGUAAAGUCUUUGAAGGAGACUGGACUGGUCGAGCCAGAGCUAUUUGAAGAAGUCACUAUCUACUUCAGUGACAUUGUUGGCUUCACCACACUUUGCAAAUACAGCACCCCUAUGGAGGUGGUAGAUAUGCUGAAUGAUAUCUACAAGAACUUUGACCACAUUCUUGACCAUCAUGAUGUUUACAAGGUGGAGACCAUUGGUGAUGCUUACAUGGUGGUGAGUGGUUUACCAAAGAGAAAUGGCAAUCGGCAUGCAGUAGACAUCUCCAUGAUGGCUCUAGACAUCCUCAGCUUCAUGGGAUCUUUUGAACUGAGACAUUUGCCGGGUCUGCCUGUUUGGAUUCGCAUUGGAAUUCACUCUGGUCCAUGUGCGGCUGGUGUGGUUGGAAUAAAAAUGCCUCGUUACUGUUUGUUUGGAGAUACAGUGAACACAGCUUCACGGAUGGAAUCCACAGGCUUGCCUUUAAGGAUACAUGUAAAUGGUUCCACUAUUAACAUCCUGAAAAGAACAGACUGCCGAUUCCAGUAUGAAGUGAGAGGAGAAACGUACUUGAAGGGCAGAGGAACAGAGAUUACCUACUGGUUGACGGGUACCGAGGACAAGAAAUACAAUCUCCCAACACCUCCUUCUGUGGAGAAUCAGCAGCGGUUACACGAUGACUUAGCAGAGAUGAUAACAAAUAUUCUUCAGAAAAGGGAAAACGAAGGGUUCAAGACACGGGAGCUUUCACGGGUAGCUAGCUACCGAUCCGGUACCCUGGAAUACUUGCAACUGGCCACCAAAGGGAAUUCUGCCACAUAUCUUUAAAACUGGAUGUAUAGUAUAAUUCAAAAGCUGCGGCAACUCUCUGGAGUACUUCAUGUGAAGGCUGGAGGCUUAUACUCUCAGCUAAAAGAGAAAGAAAAUAACUUUUCAAGCAUCCUGCCAUCCGACUUGCUAUCAGUAAAUCAAACCUCUCCACUGUAACAUCAAAAUUGUUGGAUGACUUCAGUAGGACACAUGCAGUGUGAUUUGAGGUAAAUGAAA